GAUGACUGAAACUGCAAAUCAGUUACUAAGUCGCGUCGUCCCUGUUUGCACAUGGCAGACUCCAGGCUCAACUGUUUCAACUCAUCCAGCUAAUCCCCUCUUUCCACAAGUCGUGAGAGAAUGGCGUUUCUUCUCCCGAAGUGUUAAUUCAUACCGUAAUAUUCCAGGAGAACAAUUUUGGGUGUUUUCAACUAUUGCAGACGAACUAAGUGUAGAAGACGAUGCAAAAUACCAAUUUUAUUCUAAUGUUAUAUGCUCAGUUCAAGAACUACUAGGAGGAGCAAGAUUUCGUCCGAGAUGUACUGGAAUGUUGGGUGUUCCUGAUUUCAUUUUAUGCACUAAUAACCCUACAACGGCCAAGAUGCCUGUGGAGGUUAAAAUUUGUCACAAUUUGAGGUUAGAUGAUUAUAACCUCUGGGAAGUUUAUCGAUAUGCCGGCCGGAAUCAAAUAGAGGAUGAAAAUUUUCAAUUUAAAAAAAGAAUUUUAUCUCAGGUGUUUGGCCAAAUGGCUUGCAAUGGCCUUCACUUCGGCAUUUUAACAAACUAUUCUGAUACAUACUUUCUCAAACGACUGGAAAAUGAACCAACCAGCCUAUAUGUUUCUCGUAUUGUUCAUCCUGAUAGUACCAAUCUGACUUUACGUGAUAAUGAUGAUUCUUAUAAUUCAAAGAAGAGGAAGAGUUCUUCGGAUCUCG
Messenger RNA from Funneliformis mosseae, 695 nucleotides. The record is from the annotation of a GenBank genome assembly. NCBI's taxonomy places the organism in Eukaryota, Fungi, Glomeromycota, Glomeromycetes, Glomerales, Glomeraceae.